CCCGCGGUAGCCGCCGCCGCCUCGUCUUCCUCUUCUUCCGCCGGGCCCAUGUCUGCCGGGAGCGGUAGUAGCGCCCCGGCCCCCUUCCCUCACGGCGGCGAUCCGGCCCUGAACGAGCAAGAGAAGGAACUCAAGCGGCGCCUCAAGCGCCUCUACCCGGCCGUGGACGAGCAGGAAACGCCGCUGCCUCGGUCCUGGAGCCCAAAGGACAAAUUUAGCUACAUCGGCCUCUCGCAGAAUAACCUGCGCGUCCACUAUAAAGGACAUGGGAAAACUCCUAAAGAUGCUGCUUCUGUUCGAGCCACCCACCCUAUACCCGCUGCUUGUGGAAUAUACUAUUUUGAAGUUAAAAUUGUCAGCAAAGGAAGAGAUGGCUACAUGGGAAUUGGGCUUUCUGCUCAAGGUGUGAACAUGAACAGAUUACCAGGGUGGGAUAAACAUUCAUAUGGUUAUCAUGGUGAUGAUGGACACUCGUUUUGUUCCUCUGGAACUGGACAACCUUAUGGUCCAACUUUCACAACUGGUGAUGUCAUUGGCUGCUGUGUAAACCUGAUCAACAAUACCUGUUUCUACACAAAGAAUGGACAUAGUUUGGGUAUUGCUUUCACAGAUUUGCCGCCAAACCUGUACCCUACGGUUGGACUUCAAACACCAGGAGAAGUGGUGGAUGCUAAUUUUGGGCAGCAUCCAUUUGUGUUUGAUAUUGAAGAUUAUAUGAGAGAAUGGAGAACCAAAAUUCAAGCUCAGAUUGACAGGUUUCCUAUAGGAGAUCGGGAAGGAGAAUGGCAGACAAUGAUCCAAAAGAUGGUUUCAUCUUAUUUGGUACAUCAUGGGUACUGUGCAACAGCAGAAGCCUUUGCUAGAUCUACUGAUCAGACUGUUCUUGAAGAAUUAGCUUCCAUUAAAAAUAGACAAAGAAUUCAGAAAUUAGUUUUAGCAGGAAGAAUGGGAGAAGCCAUUGAAACAACACAACAAUUGUAUCCAAGUUUAUUAGAAAGAAACCCCAAUCUUUUAUUUGCUUUGAAGGUACGUCAGUUCAUAGAAAUGGUCAAUGGUACAGAUAGUGAAGUACGAUGUCUAGGAGGUCACAGUCCGAAAUCUCAAGAUAGCUAUCCUGUUAGUCCUCGAUCAUUUAGUAGUCCUAGUAUGAGCCCCAGUCAUGGAAUGAAUAUUCACAGUCUAGCAACAAGCAAAGGAAGUAGCACACAUUGUUCUGGUUUUGAAAGUAGUUGCAGUAAUGGAGUGAUAUCAAACAAAAUGCAUCAGUCUUACUGUCACAGUAAACAUCAGUCCACCAGUUUGAAUGUACCAGAACUUAAUAAUCUAAAUGUAACACGAUCACAGCAGGUUAAUAGUUACUCCAAUAAUGAUGUAGACAUGGAAACAGAUCACUACUCCAAUGGAGUUGGAGAGACGUCAUCCAAUGGUUUCCUAAAUGGUAGUUCUAAACAUGAUCAUGAAAUGGAAGAAUGUGACACACAAAUGGAGGUUGACUCCAGUCAGUUAAGACGUCAGCUGUGUGGAGGCAGCCAAGCAGCCAUUGAAAGAAUGAUUCACUUUGGCAGAGAAUUGCAAGCUAUGAGCGAACAGCUAAGGAGAGAAUGUGGCAAAAACACUGCAAAUAAGAAAAUGCUCAAAGAUGCAUUCAGUCUACUUGCAUAUUCAGAUCCCUGGAGCAGUCCAGUAGGAAAUCAGCUGGACCCCAUUCAGAGAGAGCCUGUGUGUUCAGUCCUCAACAGUGCAAUACUAGAGACACACAAUCUACCAAAGCAGCCUCCACUUGCUCUUGCAAUGGGACAAGCUUCACAAUGCCUAGGACUGAUGGCCCGGUCAGGAAUUGGAUCCUGUGCAUUUGCCACAGUGGAAGAUUAUCUACACUAGCCAUGCAUAAGAUGACAACCAAGGUGUAUAAUGUGGCAUAUAUUCAACAUGAAAGUAGACCGGCUCUGCCAACUGGAGUUCAGAUUUUUUAAAAAUUAUGUACUAUGGACAGGUCUGUUGCUUUACAUUGCUUCCUAGUUUACAGCAUGACGCAAAUGAUUUUCUAAACUACUGUUAGGAGAAAUUUUCCACCUUUAACCAGAGUCAAAUAUCAUCAGUAAACAUCAAAUUGACAAACCCUUGAAUUGUUCCAAAAAACCAAAAAUGUCCUGCCUUCAUGAAAGGCAGGGCAAAAUAGAUAAUGUUGUGGAUGUGUUAGUAUGUGGGUGAUGUAAAUUUCAAGCAGGAUAAUUUGCCAACUUUCACCCCCAUUAUUACAUAGAUCAAUCAGUGUAAUUUGCAAAAUGCAUAAGUACCUGACAGUCUGGCUGUAUAGUAUUGAUGGGAAGAACUAUUUUUAAUGUGUACUGUAAAACUUGAAAUACUCAGGAGCUGAGUGAAUAUGUUUGUCGCUACUUACAAUCUCAACCUGUUUCCUAGUGGUUUUUGUUUUAACAUGGUCUUUUCAACUCUGUUUCCUGUUUAACUGCAGACAACCUACGUUGUAGACUCACCUGUUUAACUGUUGUAUUAUAACAGUAUUAUAUGUCAACACAGUGUGGUUAUGGCCUAUUUAUAUAAAAACCAAAUAUUUAGUCAGUUUCAGUCUUAAUUUAAUCUUUGUACACCCUGCAUUUUUAAAAGUGCUUAAAUGAGUACUCUAUUGCAAUAAAAUGUAGUGAUACCA
Molecule: messenger RNA, 2668 nt
Organism: Pogona vitticeps (central bearded dragon)
Lineage: Eukaryota; Metazoa; Chordata; Lepidosauria; Squamata; Agamidae
Gene: RANBP9
Product: RAN binding protein 9
Molecular function (GO): protein binding
Source: RefSeq, a predicted model, not a curated record